ACCGAGUCAUGGCCGAGACCUACGACUUCCUUUUCAAAUUCCUGGUGAUCGGCAGUGCAGGAACUGGAAAAUCAUGUCUCCUUCAUCAGUUCAUUGAGAAUAAGUUCAAACAGGACUCUAACCAUACGAUCGGCGUGGAGUUUGGAUCCCGGGUGGUCAACGUGGGUGGGAAGACUGUGAAGCUACAGAUUUGGGACACGGCUGGCCAGGAGCGGUUUCGGUCAGUGACGCGGAGUUAUUACCGAGGGGCAGCUGGAGCCCUGCUGGUGUACGACAUCACCAGCCGGGAGACAUACAACUCGCUGGCAGCCUGGCUGACCGAUGCCCGCACGCUGGCCAGCCCCAACAUCGUGGUCAUCCUCUGUGGAAACAAGAAGGAUCUGGACCCUGAGCGGGAGGUCACUUUCCUGGAGGCCUCCCGCUUUGCUCAAGAGAACGAGCUGAUGUUCCUGGAGACCAGCGCUCUCACGGGUGAGAAUGUGGAGGAGGCUUUCCUGAAAUGUGCCCGCACCAUCCUCAACAAGAUCGACUCAGGCGAGCUGGACCCCGAGAGGAUGGGCUCAGGCAUUCAGUAUGGUGACGCUUCUCUCCGCCAGCUUCGGCAGCCUCGGAGUGCUCAGGCUGUGGCCCCUCAGCCCUGUGGCUGCUGAGACCUGCAGAGUCAGCUCACCUGUUCUCCAGGACCAGCCCUGCCCUUCCAGUUGGGGCUCAGACUCAGGCUCUGGGAGGCCGUGUCCCAACCUGACCUGGCCCCGGAGAAGCCACCCUGCCACCUGUCCCCCUUCCCUGGCCUGGUGGGGCUUUGGGGCAAGACUGAGCCAAGGGGGAAGGGGGAACCCUUACCUGCUGCUGCUUCCUCUGUCUUGGCUAACCUCUGUCCCCCUGGAUCCCUAACCAUACCCCAAGAGCUCCCAAAGCCUAAGACCAGGGUCAUUUGGCCCCAACUUCCUGCCUGGCCCUGCUGUUGCGAGUACGUGUUAUUUAUUACCUGGAGGCCUGUCCCCCCUACCCCCAUAAAGCGUUGUUUACACCUGUG
This is a messenger RNA of Carlito syrichta (Philippine tarsier), 1036 nucleotides long. It is a transcript of the gene RAB4B, whose product is annotated as RAB4B, member RAS oncogene family. Gene Ontology annotation, molecular function: GTP binding; GTPase activity. The transcript is spliced from 8 exons. The record is from RefSeq and is a predicted model, not a curated record. Gene Ontology annotation, biological process: Rab protein signal transduction; regulation of endocytosis. Gene Ontology annotation, cellular component: endosome. Lineage: Eukaryota; Metazoa; Chordata; Mammalia; Primates; Tarsiidae. Bases 9 to 650 code for a protein of 213 amino acids.